This is a messenger RNA of Priceomyces carsonii, 2106 nucleotides long. RefSeq names its product transketolase family protein. Gene Ontology annotation, cellular component: nucleus; cytosol. Gene Ontology annotation, molecular function: transketolase activity. Bases 1 to 2106 code for a protein of 701 amino acids. NCBI's taxonomy places the organism in Eukaryota, Fungi, Ascomycota, Pichiomycetes, Serinales, Debaryomycetaceae. The record is from RefSeq and is a predicted model, not a curated record. Gene Ontology annotation, biological process: pentose-phosphate shunt. The transcript has a single exon.
AUGACGUUAUCAUAUAAAUCAAACAAUACAAUAACUAACCGAAAUGACAUACAUAUUUACAUCUUGAAAAUCUUUCACGUUCUUAUUGCAGAUUUAGUUCAGCAAUUUAAUGGAGGUCACCCAGGUGGAGCUAUGGACAUGGCUGCAAUUGGUAUAGCCUUAUGGAAGUAUGUAUUACGAUUCUCACCAAAUGACCCGGAGUAUUUUAAUAGGGAUAGAUUUGUUUUAUCAAAUGGUCAUACCUGCUUGUUCCAGUAUGCCUUUCACCACUUAGUUGGGUAUAAACACAUGACCAUGGAACAACUAAAGACCUAUCAUUCAUCCGAUUUAAAUUCAUAUUGUCCUGGACAUCCUGAAAAUGAACAUCCUGCAAUUGAAGUCACCACAGGACCCUUGGGCCAAGGUAUAGCAAAUGCUGUAGGAUUAGCUAUUGCUUCGAAGAAUUUGCAGGCAACAUACAAUAGACCCAAUUUUUCAGUUGUUGAUAAUCAUACAUUUUGUAUGGUGGGGGACGCUUGCUUACAAGAAGGUGUUGCAUUAGAAGCAAUCUCUCUCGCAGGACACUUGGGCCUCAACAAUUUAACCGUUAUCUACGAUAAUAAUCAGAUUACUUGCGACGGAUCUGUUGAUCUCACAAAUACAGAGAGAAUUCGCGACAAAUUUUUAGCUUGUAAUUGGAAUGUUAUAGAUGUCGAAGAUGGGUCCUAUAAUGUCGAAAAAAUUGUGGAAGCUUUAAAAACAGCUAGAAAUUCUGAUAUCAAACCAACAUUCAUUAAUGUUCAUACUGUGAUUGGAACUGGUACUUCAGUUGAGGGGCAAGCAGAAGCGCAUGGUUCCGCUUUUGGGCAGGAAGAGGUAGAUAAGUUACAUUUGGCUAAUGAUAUCUGUCCAGAGGAUAAAUAUUUUAUUCCGGACAUUGUUUAUGAUUUCUUUUCAGAUCUCAAAGAUAAAGGAGAUAAUUUAACCCAAGAAUGGGGAAAAUUGAUUCAUAAUUACAGAAAUGCUUACCCUGAGUUAGCAAAAGAGUUUGAUGGGCGUAUUAAGGGAGAAUUGGAUUCAGCAUGGAAGCAAUUAAUCCCGAAAUCAUUUCCUCAUAUUCCUACUGCUUCAAGGAAAUCUAGCGGCUUCAUUUCUAAUCCAAUUUUUAAAGAAAUUAACACAAUCAUGGUGGGCACAGCAGAUUUAUCACCAUCUGUGAACUUGAGCUGGAAUGGUAAGGUAGACUUUCAAAAUCCUAGAAUUAAAACGAAUUGCGGAAUAAAUGGUAACUACUCAGGAAGAUAUAUUCAUUAUGGCGUUCGUGAGCACGCUAUGGCUGCAAUUGCGAAUGGUAUUGCAGCUUUCGGCAAAGGAACUUUCAUUCCUAUCACAUCCUCCUUCUUCAUGUUUUAUCUUUACGCAGCCCCUGCUGUGAGAUAUGGUUCUCUCGCUCACUUACAAGUGAUUCAUGUGGCCACUCAUGAUUCAAUUGGGAUGGGAGAAGAUGGACCAACACACCAGCCCAUUGCCCUUACUGCCUUAUACAGGGCUAUGCCUAAUCUUCUCUAUAUUCGCCCAUGCGACUCUGAAGAAACCGCAGGAGCUUGGGAAAUCGCUAUUGAAAAUAAAAAUGGACCUUCGAUAAUAUCACUUUCGAGACAUAAUCUUACCCAAUUCCCUAAUAAUUCAAUGAGGCAUCUAGUUAAACGUGGUGCAUAUGUCUUUCAAGAUGUAGACAACCUGUCUAUUAACAUAAUUGGAACAGGUGCUGAAAUGUUGUUUGCUAUGAAGACAGCAGAAAUAUUGAAUCAAAAAGGCAUCAAAUCAAGGGUCAUUUCUUUUCCUUGUCUGAGGCUUUUCGAGGAACAGUCCCUAGAAUAUAAGCGAUCACUAUUGCAGCGAGGAAAAUUACCUACUGUAGUUAUUGAAGCAUAUGCACCCCAAGGCUGGGAGAGGUAUGCUUCUGCUGGUGUUAAUAUGCUUAGAUAUGGUAAAUCGCUUCCUGGUAGCCUUGUGUAUGAAUACUUCGGUUUUAAUGCAAACAGAAUAGCUGAAAAAAUAGAGAAGUAUUAUUCUCAGUGGCUAGUGGAUGCCGACAUAAGAAAUGAAUUUCAAGAUUUAAAUUAA